This is a messenger RNA of Echinococcus granulosus, 1782 nucleotides long. RefSeq names its product cement precursor protein 3B variant. The transcript has 7 exons. The record is from RefSeq and is a predicted model, not a curated record. Bases 1 to 1782 code for a protein of 593 amino acids. NCBI's taxonomy places the organism in Eukaryota, Metazoa, Platyhelminthes, Cestoda, Cyclophyllidea, Taeniidae.
AUGGACCGACGUCACGAACAGUCCACCAUGUCGCCAAGAUGGGUACCGAAAUUGCAGCAGACUACUAAAUCAAAUAUCAUUUUGCUCUACAGCCUCAGAACUCGCGAAUUGAUUACCGAGCUGCCCUUGACGACUGCUACACUUCGGCUGAAUCCCGUCAACACUCCCACACCAACUACGUUGAGCUUUACCGGUUUUGAGGACGACACCGCGUCCGUUCAAACGGAUCUGCAAGAUCGAAACGAGGAGACGCCGGAGCCUGUUCGCGCUUUUGGCGGCUACAAUCGACCCAGUGCUAUUCUCUUCGACUUUGAUCCGAGGUUUGAAAAUUCACGAAUCCUCCUCGCCAACGUGCAUUUUGUGCAAACACAACGGAAUUCGGGAUACUCUUCGUUGCAACACUACCAUAGACGAUUUUCACUGGGUGAGGGCUUCUUCGAAGCGCAGGCACCGUGUCUGUCCCUUGUACGACUUCCUUCAUGGCAGAGAAUCGCAAAGACACGAGACUUCGGUGGAUUACCUGAUUCGCUUUUACAAGAGCAACGACCCGACAGGCGAUUGGGCAGUGAAAUAAACAUUCUCCAAGUCUUCUACUCCCCUGCCGGCCAUCUUAUUUUCGCCGUUGUAACAACUGCGUCGACAUGCAGAUGUGGAUCAUCGGCCCAAGCCUUGCUUUUCAACAAUUUCUGCCACGGCUCUAGUGAGGCCGUAUCGGGAUUCGGAAACAGUCCAGACCUGUCUCAGCAACGACACUGGAGCACGGGGGAGGGUGGUGUUGGGGAAGUAGGUGCCUUUACAACCCAGCUCCCUCCUCCACCCCCAGGAUAUACUCCACUUUUCCUCACCGUCUUCCACAGUGACAGUUUGAAUACGCUUCGAGUAAUUCGCUUUGAUCGCCCGCUCUGUCCUCUGCACACCUGUCCAACCAACUAUAUGCCCAUAAUGAGCAGAUGUGGCGCCCGACUGGCGCUAAUUGCUUUAGCAACCGUUGGUGUUGGUAGUAGUGGAGUGAAAAGGAGGUACAGGGGAGGCAGGAGAGGUUUGGUGGAGAUGGAGGGCAACAGUGGAACACCAAGGAGGAGGCGAAUAAAUACCCUUAAUAUCCCUGAAUCGGCGACUAUGACCGCGGGUACGGCACAAAAUCGGCCGAGUAGUAGCCAUCUCUGCCCCAACUGGAUAGAGGGAGACUGGGAGACAAAUGCAUGGAAUGAGGAAGAGACGCAUCUCACCGGCAAAUCCGCCUCGAUAGACACUGGAAGUAGUAGUCCAGGGCGUCGAAAACUGCAGGAGAUGGUUUUCGUAUAUCAGCUUGAACCUCCUCCUACUCUGCAAGCAAUUGCAAGACAGAAGAUUAGACAGGCAAGGAACUAUACUACGCCGACACCACACUGGAUCACUUGGGACUGCCGCCGGGGCUGGUGGCGUACCUCCGAUUUCAGCCGUCCUUCAGUUGUUCCGGUUCCUGCGGGGGGCGAGCAGCCGAGCUGGCUCACGCUAGGAUCCCCGUCUUCUGCUGAGACAUCUUGUUACGGUCGAGCCGCAUUCGAAGCGUUGCUUAGUGAACCGCCAAUGCGCAGUCCACGAGUUCCUCAGAAUGAUUUUACAAACUCUGGACGCCACCGUGGUUGCUCUUGGCGGCUGCAAGGCUUUGAUGUCCUGCGUAACUGUGGGCUGGACUGGGAGGUAUGUCUUCUCAAGAUACUGGCGGCCACUGAGCUGCUCUGUGGGUCACCAAUAUCAUUGCCUUUGUUCCACUUUUAUGUAAUCAAAACGAAUGGUUAG